AUGGGCAAUCUUGAAUCCCAAAAGCACAUCUCGCCCGACUCUGGGUUUCCCAUCACCAUCCAUCCUGCUUUCAACAGCAAGAUUCAGGCUCAUGUUCCGCCAGAGCCGUUGCGCAAGGAGGUGUUUCCCGAUAAGGACCGGGCCCUGUUUGCCGAUCCUGAGAAAAAAGCUUUGUUCUCGGUGGCCAAGCGCGUUGACCUGACCGAAUCCAUUGGCACCGUGCUCGAAAAUGUGCAACUGUCGCAACUGUCGCCACAGCAGCUGGACGAGCUGGCGCUACUGGUCACGGAACGCGGCGUGGUCUUCUUCCGGGACCAAGACCUGACGACAGACAAGCAGGUCGAGCUGUUUGAGCACUACGGCAUCCUGGACCGACACCCGGCGCAGAAAGAUGUUCGCCAUGUCGUGAUCAAGGGCAGCACCGAGGAUCACCGCAACAUUUUGAGCUACACGCCGUGGCCAUCCGGCGAUUUUCACGCCGACACGUCCUUUGAGAUCAACCCACCGUCGUAUUCGAUGCUACGUAUGGAGGAACAUCCUGCUGUGGGCGGUGACACAGCGUGGAUCUCACAGUACGGCUUGUACGACACACUGAGCAAGGCCAUGAAGACAUUUGUUGACGGGCUACACACGGUACACACGAGCCGGCUGCAGUACGAUACGAUUAUCGAUCUAUGGGGCGUAGGCCCUAACCGACCGCCUAUUGACACACACCACCCGGCAGUGCGCACGCACCCGGUCACUGGCCUCAAGGCGCUCAAUGUGAACCCAGGUUUUGUGACUGGAUUUGCCGAACUGAAAAAGGUCGAAAGUGACAAGCUGCUCGACUUUUUUCAGUAUCACAUUCACUCAGCCGACGACCACUACGUGCGUUGGAAGUGGGAGGUAGGCAGCGUGGCAUUCUGGGACAACCGCUGCUCAGUGCAUCGCGUUAUUCCCGGCACAUACAAGGAAACACGUCGCGGUAUCCGAACGACCGUCUUCGGCGAGAAGCCAUACUUUGAUCCCAAGAGCGAAGGCCGUAUUGAGAGAAAGGACCGUCUCGAUGCGGAGACCGGCGUGGUCCAAGAAGAGCGGUCUGUUGUGCCGAUCCUGGAGGACAAGGAGCCGCAGGCCAACACCCCGGCGUAG
This is a messenger RNA of Sporothrix brasiliensis 5110, 1131 nucleotides long. RefSeq names its product alpha-ketoglutarate-dependent sulfonate dioxygenase. The record is from RefSeq and is a predicted model, not a curated record. The transcript has 2 exons. NCBI's taxonomy places the organism in Eukaryota, Fungi, Ascomycota, Sordariomycetes, Ophiostomatales, Ophiostomataceae. Gene Ontology annotation, cellular component: cytoplasm. The coding region runs from base 1 to 1131 and encodes 376 amino acids. Gene Ontology annotation, molecular function: 2-oxoglutarate-dependent dioxygenase activity.